Molecule: messenger RNA, 1182 nt
Organism: Lactuca sativa (garden lettuce)
Lineage: Eukaryota; Viridiplantae; Streptophyta; Magnoliopsida; Asterales; Asteraceae
Source: RefSeq, a predicted model, not a curated record
AUGCCUUUUGGACUUUGCAAUGCUCCUGCCACUUUUCAAAGGUGCAUGAUAAGUAUUUUUUCGGAGUAUGUUGAGGAGCUCAUUAAAGUUUUUAUGGGUGAUUUCACAGUUUAUGGUAAUUCUUUUCAUGAAUGUUUGGCCAAUUUGAAAAAGAUUUUGCAAAGAUGUAUUGAGACCAACCUUGUUUUGAAUUAUGAAAAAUGUCAUUUUAUGGUUGAUAAAGGUCUCAUACUUGGUCAUGUUGUGUCUUCUAAGGGGUUAGAGGUAGACAAAGCAAAAAUUGAUGUCAUCAAGUCUUUACGUUAUCCCACUUGUGUUCGUGAGAUAUCUACUUGCAAAGAGGAUUCAAAGCAUAGACUCAUUCGAUGGGUAUUACUCUUACAAGAGUUUGAUAUUGAAAUCAAGGACAAGAGCGGAAAGUCAAACCUUGUAGUUGAUCAUCUUAGCUGGAUUGUUUCUACCGAUGAAUCGACUCCCAUUCAUGAUGCAUUUCCCGAUGAGAAAUUAUUUUCAGCAAAAGUUGCCCCAUGCUGUGAUGAAUGUCAAAAGAUGGGCUCUUUAAGAUCAAAGAAUCAGAUGCCUCUUAAUCCCAUUUUAGUUUGUGAAAUUUUCGAUGUUUGGGGCAAUGAUUUCGUGGGACAUUUUCCAUCAUUUUCGGGUUUUAUUUAUAUUCUUUUAGCUGUGGAUUAUGUUUCCAAGUGGGUGGAAGAAAAGGAUACCCGUACUAACGAUUCAAAAGUUGUGAUAUAUUUCUUGAAGGCUAACAUGUUUUCCAGAUUUGGUGCUCCAAAGGCCUUGAUCAGUGAUCGUGGUACAUAUUUUUUCAAUCAUAUGCUCGGGAUUGUUUUGAAGAAAUAUGGUGUUUCUCGUAAAGUCUCCACAGCAUACCACCCACAAACAAAUGGACAAGCCGAAGUGAGCAAUGGACAAAUCAAGGGUAUUUUGGAGAAAACCGUGAAUACAACAAGGAAAAAUUGGACUACACGACUUGAUGAUGCUUUGUGGGCGUACCGCACUACAUACAAAACUCCAAUUGGAGUGUCUCCAUACCGCAUUGUUUUUGGAAAACCAUGUCGAUUACCCAUUGAGUUGGAUCAUAGAGCCUAUUGGGCGAUCAAGCAGUUCAACAUGGAUUUAAGUGAAUCGGGAAAGAAGAGGAAACUGGACAUACAAGAACUUUAG